This is a messenger RNA of Sander lucioperca (pikeperch), 2666 nucleotides long. RefSeq names its product calpain-2 catalytic subunit-like. Lineage: Eukaryota; Metazoa; Chordata; Actinopteri; Perciformes; Percidae. The transcript is spliced from 22 exons. Gene Ontology annotation, biological process: proteolysis. The record is from RefSeq and is a predicted model, not a curated record. Bases 295 to 2397 code for a protein of 700 amino acids. Gene Ontology annotation, molecular function: calcium-dependent cysteine-type endopeptidase activity; calcium ion binding. Gene Ontology annotation, cellular component: cytoplasm.
CCUCUCUCUGUCGGAGGAUAUAAGACUGCAGACUAUUUCAUUUCUCUAUCUGAACAUUCUUCAGAUUUGCAUCGUGUCAGAGUUCUGCUCUUCUUCAUCUUCAGACUUUGUGCAGUUUAGAUUUAAACAUUCCAUCCUUUUUACUGAAAACAACUCGACCAAAGGACAGCAGCACCUUCACACCUGAGCUCUCUCCACCAACUCUACGCUAUAUAGGAGGCUGGGAUAAAGGCAGCAGACGUCAACCCAACUCAGCUCACAGAGAGGAGGGCUAUAUACACUUACAAGGUGAGGAUGACAUCCACGGCAAAUCGACUGGCCCGUCAGCAGGACAGGGAACAAGGCAUUGGCACAAACAAGAAAACAAUGAAGUUCUCCCAGCAAGAUUAUGAGACUCUGCGCAAGCAGUGUUUGAAGAGUGGACGCCUGUUUGAGGACAACUGCUUCCCAGCUGAGCCCACAUCCCUGGGCUACAAUGAGCUGGGACCAGGCUCACCCAAAACCAAGGGGGUUGUUUGGAAAAGGCCAAAGGAGCUGUGCUCAAACCCAAAGUUCAUUGAUCAUGGAGCUACAAGGAUGGACAUUUGCCAAGGAGCUCUGGGUGACUGCUGGCUUCUGGCUGCAAUAGCCAGUCUGACUCUAGACCAGCAGAUCCUGGCUCGCGUGGUGCCCCAGGAACAGAGUUUUACUGAAGGUUACGCCGGGAUAUUUCACUUCCAGUUCUGGCAGUUUGGCGAGUGGGUGGAUGUGGUGAUCGAUGACCGUUUACCAACAAGAAAUGGAAAGCUGCUGUUUGUUCACUCAGCGGUGGGCUCAGAGUUUUGGAGCGCGCUGCUGGAGAAGGCCUACGCCAAGUUGUAUGGCAGCUAUGAGGCCCUGUCAAGUGGAAACACUAUUGAGGGUUUUGAAGAUUUCACGGGAGGGAUUGCAGAAGUAUACACCUUAGACAAAGCUCCACCGAAGCUCUUCCAAAUCAUGCAGAAGGCCCUGAGCCUGGGUUCACUGCUUGGUUGCUCUAUUAAUAAAAAGAACAGUGCCGAGACAGAGGCAGUUACAGCUCUCAAACUUGUCAAGGGACAUGCAUACUCAGUCACUGGUGCAGAGGAGGUUCAUUUCCAAGGUAAGCCGGUUCAGCUGGUUCGCAUGAGGAACCCAUGGGGUCAGGUGGAGUGGACUGGGCCUUGGAGUGAUGGGUCCAUUGAAUGGAACCAUAUCAGCAAAGAUGAGAAAUCAAAGUUGAACCAUGCGGCUGAUGAUGGCGAAUUCUGGAUGUCCUAUUCAGACUUUAUCAAGCAGUUCUCCAGGCUGGAGAUCUGUAACUUGACCCCAGACACGCUCAUGAGUGAUAAAGUGUGCCACUGGAAGCAUUACCAGUAUGAAGGGAUGUGGAGGGUGGGUUCUACUGCAGGCGGCUGCCAGAAUUUCUCAGACACAUUCUCGUCCAACCCUCAGUUUGUGGUGCGCCUGGAGGAUGUGGAUGAUGAUCCCCUGGAUGGGAAGGAUGGAUGUACCUUUCUGGUUGGGCUCAUGCAAAAGGAUGGGCGACAGCAGAAGAAGCUUGGCCGCAACCUUGAGUGCAUUGGCUUUGCCAUUUAUAAGGUCCCAGAUCAGUACAAAGGCCAACGCAAUGUUCACCUGGGUCCAGAUGUCCUGCUGCGACAGAGACCUGUGGCCACAAGCAGCUCCUUCGUCCCCACACGGGAAGUGUGCAACCGUUUUAAACUUCCUCCAGGAGAAUAUGCCAUUGUUCCCUCGACCUUCCAGCCUGACAAGAAUGGCAGCUUCCUUCUCAGGGUGUUCUCUGAGAAACAUGUUGCAGCCAGUCCACUGGAGCAGCACAUUGACAUUCAAAUAGAGGAGGAGGAGCUAUCUGAGAGUGAUGUGGAUCCUCAUUUCAAGGAGCUCUUCAAGCAGACUGCUGGCAAUGACAUGGAGGUAUCGGCCUUUGAACUGGUUGAAAUUUUGGACAAAGUUUUCUCUCAGCGGUCUGAUAUCAAGACAGAUGGCUUCAGCCUGGAGACAGGUCGCCUUAUUGUCAGUCUGCUAGAUAAAGAUGAAAGUGGCAAAUUGGGGCUCAUGGAAUUCCACUUGCUUUGGAGCAAAAUCCAGAAAUACCUGGCGAUCUUCAAGAAAUAUGACACAGACAGCUCUGGCACCAUGAACUCCCACGAGAUGAGAGGCGCCGCCACUGAAGCAGGUUUCCAUGUCAACAGUGCUGUGCUGCAGUCCAUUGUCAGCCGUUAUUCCGAUGCUCAGUAUGUCAUAGACUUUGACAGUUUUGUGGGUUGUCUCAUUAAACUGGAAAUGCUCUUCAAAAUGUUUAAGGCUCUGGAGAGAGCAGACACAGGGAAGAUUGAGCUGGAUAUGCAACAGUGGCUGUGCCUGGCCAUCUUCUGACUCUGGAGACAAGAUAAGCGAGGGCCCUUUUGUGGAACCUGCUGGAGGAUUAACAAUACAUUUAUUGAAUUCACAAAAAAAUCUUUUACAAACUAAGUAUACUCAAUGACAGUUCACAUGCACUCUAUAAGUUCCAAAUGCUUGAAAAUGGCUAAAAUGUGUUUGUAAAUUUGAAUCAUAUUUGCUGAACAUAUACAUGGGGAUAUGCUGUAUCACUCACAUGUAUUAUUCCAUUUUUCAAAUCUUUUUUGUGUGCAGCAGGAACAAUU